This is a messenger RNA of Nicotiana tabacum (common tobacco), 2078 nucleotides long. RefSeq names its product GTP 3',8-cyclase, mitochondrial. The record is from RefSeq and is a predicted model, not a curated record. Gene Ontology annotation, molecular function: metal ion binding; cyclic pyranopterin monophosphate synthase activity; 4 iron, 4 sulfur cluster binding. Lineage: Eukaryota; Viridiplantae; Streptophyta; Magnoliopsida; Solanales; Solanaceae. Gene Ontology annotation, biological process: Mo-molybdopterin cofactor biosynthetic process.
UUUAGAACUAGAAAGAUAAUCAAAUUGUAUCAAGAAAAUAGGUAGUGUAGUUUAGCGAGAAAUUGGGGGAAAAAGAUGAUUGUUGACCUUCAGCGCAUCGCAAGGGGCACGCAUCUGCUUAAGUGGCAAGGUGCUAUAUUCCCGUAUCCAUGGCGGUGACGCAAAAUGCGGAUUACAAUAUAGAGAAGGAGAACUGGCGUCUCAGUUGCCUUGGCCCUUGGUUUUGGUCCCUCCCCCAACAACUGUGCGAAUAACCCACAUGCUAUCCUACUCUUGUCAUUACCCGUUCGUUAUCUUUCCCUCUCAAUUUCUUAAAUUGUAUAUAAUCUAAUAUCCAAUUCGAUACUCUUUUCUCUUCCUUUCUAUCUAAUCCAAAACCCAAAAGCCAAAAGCCGAAAGAAUUCUUUGGGUUCUUCUGCUCUAGGAAAUGCGGCCUUCUACCUUUAGAUUCUUCCAAUGGCAUCUGAGUCACAAGUCUUUCAGUUCUUUAAUCUACAGGCUAGCUUUUCAUCCAGAGCAUCAUUACUAUCUGCAAGCAGCAGUGGUCAAAAUAUAACGACUAGUCAUCUCAAUGGAUCCUCGUCAAAGAUGUAUUCAACUUCAUGCGAGACAUUGUCCGAAGAUUCACCCAAAGAUAAACCUAUUUCUGACAUGUUGAUCGAUUCAUUUGGAAGGCUGCACACGUAUUUGAGAAUAUCAUUGACUGAACGUUGCAAUUUACGGUGCCACUACUGUAUGCCAGCUGAGGGUGUAGAACUCACUCCUAGUGCUCAACUUCUAUCUCAGGAUGAGAUUGUUCGCUUGGCAAGUUUGUUUGUUAGCUCUGGAGUGAACAAAAUUCGUUUGACUGGUGGGGAACCAACUAUUAGGAAGGAUAUCGAAGAACUUUGCUUACAACUAUCAAGCUUGAAGGGUCUUAAAACCCUGGCUAUGACUACAAAUGGGAUUACUCUAGGAAAAAAACUUCCAAAGCUGAAAGACUCUGGACUUAAUUUGGUGAACAUAAGCUUAGACACAUUGGUUCCAGCCAAAUUUGAGUUUAUGACUAGGCGCAAAGGGCAUCAAAGAGUAAUGGAGUCAAUUGAUGCUGCAGUAGAGCUGGGAUAUAAUCCUGUCAAAGUAAAUUGUGUUGUAAUGCGUGGAUUCAAUGAUGAUGAAAUUUGUGAUUUUGUUGAGUUGACACGCAAAAGGCCAAUCAAUGUGCGGUUUAUUGAGUUUAUGCCGUUUGAUGGGAAUGUUUGGAAUGUCAAGAAGCUAGUACCUUAUGCUGAAAUGUUGGACAAAGUGGGUAAACAAUAUACAGGGCUUCUGAGAAUUCAAGAUCAUCCCACAGAGACAGCUAAGAAUUUCAGGAUAGAUGGGCAUCAAGGCUCGGUUUCAUUUAUUACAUCAAUGACUGAGCAUUUCUGUGCUGGUUGUAACAGACUGCGACUUUUAGCUGAUGGAAACUUUAAAGUUUGCCUUUUUGGUCCUUCGGAGGUGAGCUUGAGGGAUCCUCUUCGUCUUGGUGAAGGUGAUGAUAAACUUAGGGAGAUCAUUGGGGCAGCGGUCAAAAGGAAGAAAGCUUCUCAUGCUGGGAUGUUUGAUAUUGCAAAAACUCCAAAUAGGCCGAUGAUACAUAUUGGUGGAUGAUGGAUGGAAUAUAUUGGGUUUCGGUGCUCAUCACUGAAUUGUACAAUGAUGUAUGUAACAUCAAAGAAACCAGGAAAAACGAGAAAUAUAGGAGCAGAAAACAGAGAGGAAGGUGACCCAACAGGUGAAAAUGCUCGACUUAAGCAAGUAACCUACAAUUUGGAUUUUUGAGGCUGUAUAUGUGCAUGUUUUAAAACCACGAAACAUAGUGAGGCAUAUACUUAAAGAUCCGUGUAUCCCUACAUAGUAGUGUUUUUCUUGUGUGAAAUUAAGAAAUUUAUACGUAUUACAUGUACAACUUCUGAGCAGGCUGUUUUCCUUUUGAACUACAUGUUAAUUGUGUCUCUGUUGCUACAUUUAUGUGCUAUUACUUAAAGAAAAAGGAAACAAAGACAUUUGUUGUACUCUAUUUCAGAUCUUGCCAGAAAACGAAAACAUUGGACGUU